CCUCCGCCAGAAACCCGUAAACACAUUUCAGAAACGUGAGGCGGCCGGAGGUCACGUGCCGCGCGGGCAGCCAAUGGGGAGGAGGGGGCGGCGCCGGGAGCCUCCUGUAGUGCAGGGUUGCUGCGUAGAGUCACAGGGCGGGCGGCGAGGAGAGCGGCGGCCGGUUUGUGGCUGCGUGUGAGGGGGAAAAAACAUCCAGGAAGGGAACUAACCGCCGUCCGUUCAGCUCGAGCCGGGUCUGCGUCGAACUCCGCGGAGCUCUUCGACCCCCCCAUCUUUUAACCGCCAACUGCGUGGAGCGGACGCGGGGCUGAGGAAAGAAGGGGUAAUGCGUUUCUCGCUGGAGGCCAUCGCCACUGCCACCGGAGCUGCUGCCGCCUCCACAGCCGCAGCUGCCGCCUCCACCGGGUCCUAAAGCCGCCGCUGCCUACGGCCCCCCGCUCCCCUUGGCUCCCCUGUUCCUCCUUCUGUAUAACCCCCCCUGAGGGUGUUUUCCCUCAGUGGUGGGACCCCGGCUCGGCAUGAGCCGCGACGCCGACUUCAUUUAUUCCUGAACAGCCGGUCUUCCCUCCGACUUAUCUUCCCCCACCCGCCGCCUCAACAUCCACCGGCCUCCGCCGCCAGGAGAACCUGUGAGGGGAGUAACCGGGCGCCCCUCGGAAGAUGGGGGUGAACGCGGUGCACUGGUUCCGCAAGGGGCUCCGGCUCCACGACAACCCGGCGCUGAGGGAAGUCAUCCAAGGCGCCGACACGGUGCGCUGCGUCUACAUCCUGGACCCCUGGUUCGCGGGCUCCUCCAACGUGGGGAUCAACCGGUGGAGGUUUUUGCUUCAGUGUCUUGAAGAUUUGGAUGCCAACUUACGAAAGUUAAAUUCUCGUUUAUUUGUGAUUCGAGGGCAGCCUGCAGAUGUGUUUCCCAGGCUCUUUAAGGAAUGGAACAUUACAAAACUUUCUAUUGAGUAUGACUCUGAGCCAUUUGGGAAGGAGAGAGAUGCAGCAAUUAAGAAGUUGGCUAGUGAAGCAGGAGUGGAAGUCAUUGUACGAAUUUCACAUACUUUAUAUGACCUAGAUAAGAUUAUAGAAUUAAAUGGAGGACAGCCACCCCUUACCUAUAAGAGAUUCCAGACUUUAAUAAGUAGAAUGGAGCCAUUGGAGAUGCCUGUGGAAACUAUUACUGCAGAAGUAAUGUCAAAGUGUACCACUCCAGUUUCUGAUGACCAUGAUGAAAAAUAUGGUGUUCCAUCUUUGGAAGAACUAGGUUUUGAUACGGAUGGAUUGCCUUCUGCUGUUUGGCCAGGUGGAGAAACAGAAGCUCUUACAAGAUUGGAAAGACAUUUGGAAAGAAAGGCUUGGGUAGCGAACUUUGAACGACCACGAAUGAAUGCAAAUUCUCUUCUUGCAAGUCCCACGGGACUUAGUCCUUACCUACGAUUUGGCUGUUUGUCCUGCCGCCUGUUUUACUUCAAGUUAACAGACUUAUACAAAAAGGUAAAAAAGAACAGCUCUCCUCCUCUUUCUCUCUAUGGCCAGUUGUUGUGGCGUGAAUUCUUCUACACAGCAGCCACUAAUAAUCCACGCUUUGAUAAAAUGGAAGGCAAUCCCAUAUGUGUGCAGAUUCCAUGGGACAGGAAUCCUGAGGCUUUGGCAAAAUGGGCAGAGGGCAGGACAGGAUUCCCUUGGAUUGAUGCUAUUAUGACCCAGCUACGUCAGGAAGGCUGGAUCCACCACUUGGCCAGACAUGCUGUAGCAUGCUUCUUGACUCGAGGCGAUCUGUGGAUUAGUUGGGAAGAAGGGAUGAAGGUAUUUGAAGAAUUGCUCCUGGAUGCUGACUGGAGUGUGAAUGCAGGCAGUUGGAUGUGGCUGUCCUGUAGCUCCUUCUUCCAGCAGUUUUUCCAUUGCUAUUGCCCUGUGGGCUUUGGCAGAAGAACUGACCCUAAUGGGGACUAUAUCAGGCGCUAUCUGCCUGUACUCAGAGGGUUCCCUGCAAAGUACAUCUACGAUCCUUGGAAUGCCCCUGAGGGUGUCCAGAAGGUUGCAAAAUGUGUAAUAGGAGUGAAUUACCCUAAACCAAUGGUAAAUCAUGCUGAGGCAAGUCGCUUGAAUAUUGAAAGGAUGAAACAAAUCUACCAGCAACUAUCACGAUACAGAGGAUUAGGUCUGCUUGCAUCAGUGCCUUCUAAUGGGAAUGGGAAUGGAAAUAGUGGCCUAAUGGGAUAUUCACCAGGGGAAACCCUUCCUAGUUGUACCAAUGCCAGUGGUUACCCUCAAGGGAGUGGUAUUUUGCAUUACGCUCAUGGGGAAGGCCAGAAAACACACUUAAUUCAGCAAGAGCAUCUCUUGUUGCUGGAAUGUGCACUGGGAAACGUCCAAAUCCAGAAGAGGAAACUCAGAGCAUUGGUCCCAAAGUCCAGCGACAAAGCAGUAAUUAAUUGGGUAAAAAUAAGAACUCUGAAGGAAGAUAUUAAUGAUAGAAAACCACAUGCUGAUGUCAGAAGGAAAAACUAAACAUGCCUCCUGAAUGGUUAAGAACAUAGCUUCCAUUAGAGGAGUGGACCAAAUAUCAUUGAACCUAACAUCCUGCGUGGCAGUGGCCAAGAGUCCUGACAUUCAGUUUAUGCUUUUAGCAGUUGCAUGGGACUACCAUAUGACUUGUAUUGCCAGUUCUGCUCCAUUUAGCUUAACUUGCCCCCACCCCUUAAAACUGUGCAUUAGCUUUGUCUAUUUUUUGAGCUUGCUGAGUGAUGAUAACCAUCCACUUCAGUCAUCAGGUAUUUGUGUAACUUUCUUUGAGCAGGGAAAGGGAACGAUUUUGUUUAAUUUGACUCCACUCAUUCUUAUGCUCUUAUGCAUAGUUUUUGUACUGAGAAAGUGGAAGUUUCCUUUCAUUUAUUACCAUUACGUUAUACAGUUGUCAGUCCUGCAACUUGUUUUUUUCCUCCCUAAGCUGCAGCAGGUCUAAGAUACUGUCCUGUUGGCAGCUUCGAAUCUGCACCCUCAUAAAUAUUCAUGUUCUGCUCUCCCCCUUUAGAGAUAAUAUCCAAAUGCAUACCCAGUGUAAACACUGCACAUAGAUUUAGCUAGGUUGGUUGCAGUAUUUUUCUGUAGUUCUUGCACGUCUUUAUGUUGCUGCAAAUGUGCAUCUGUAGGCCUAUGAAGUGUGCAUUUAGAAUAAGUAGCCAUGCCUGCUCUGAAGCAUAUUUUGUACUGAAGCAGUUACUCUGUUCUAGCCUGUUUAGAAUAGCUGGAGCCAUGUGUUUUCUUCUGCAGCUGUAGAACAGGAUUUGGAGCAGUUAACAGAAAAUUAUUCUGUACAACAAGUUACUUAAACGUCCGCAUAGUUGGGAAAUCUCACCUAUCUUUCUAUGACGACCAUACCAAGAACCCUAAAUAUUCAUAUAACUGCUGAGUAUUAUCAGCUGACAUAGAAGGGUUGAACAGUUUAUUUUGCUGUAUUUUUCUCUGUAUGCCUGAAAUAUUUAUUGUAAGUAUGAAGAAUUGCUCCAGCAAUUAUGUUUUGAUGUGUCACCUCAGUUCUGAGUUUUGUUUAAAAUAUUGUGGCAUUGUGAUCUGAAAUAUGCCAUAUCGGUAUUAUGGAUAAACAUAUUGUCAGACUUCACUUAACAUUGUGCUUCCAUCAAAUUCAAUCCAUUUUGCCGCUCUACACACUCCUUUGCCUCAAUCGGCAGCUUCUUGACUAAUUUACAAGAUAUAAAAACAGCCAUCUAUUUGCCCUGCACUAUUUAUAUUCUGUUCAAGUUUUAUUAACUCCCUCCUUUAUUUUACACUUUGAGGCACACCAAAGGUUGUAGGGCUAUACCUCAGUGGGAGAGCAUCUGCUUUGUAUACAGCAGGUCCUAAGUUCAAUCUGGCAUCUCCAGGUAGAGCUAGGAGAGAAACUGUGAAAAGCAGCUGCCAGUCUGUAAGCAAUACUGAGAAAGAUGACCAAGUGCUCCAAGUAUAAGGCAGCUUUCUGUGUUCCUAAGAUCUAGACUUAUAGGUCAAGUUCUUAUGGCUAAUUUUGUCAUAUUAUCUCUCCAAUAGGCCUCUAGAAAAACUUUACUUUUGUGAGUUACUGAAAGUUUAACAUAGCAUUGUGUGGAUCAUGUAAAAUUUGGUAGCUUACACAAGUACUGAAGAUUGGAAAAAAAGACCAGUCUGCUCUUCUUAAAAACACAAAAAAUGCAUUCUGUAGCUGCCCAUUAUAUUUGGAAAUAUUUUUUACCUACUCAGCUUUCACAGCAAAUAUUUGGCUGCAGUCCAUCACACACUUCCCUGGGAGUAGGCCCAGUUCAACUCAGGGGGGCUUAUUUCUGAGAAGACAUGCGUGUAAUUUCAUUGUUUGCAAUGCAUGUAUGUCUAUGGACAGUUGUCUUUUGCCUCUUUUUCUUACCUGUUAUUUUUUGACAGGGCUGUUUACAAUAUAAAACACAAAAAUAUUUGGCAUAAUAAUGAUAUACAUAAACAAAUAAUAAUAAUACAUAAUUACACACACACACACCAUUUAAAAGGCCACAGAUAAUUUAAUUAGCCAAAGGCCUGGGAGAAGAGGAAUGUUUUUGCUUGGAGCCUAAAGAUAUGUAACAAAAAAAGUGCCAGGGGAGCGUCCUUAGGGAGAGCAUUUGACAAGUGGGGAGCCACCUCAUAAAGGGCUCAUUCGUGUGUUGCCACCUCCAGACCUCUUGUGUAGGAGGCAGAUGAAGAAGGGCCUCAGGUGAUUACUGCAGGGUCUGAGUCAGGUCAUACGGGGAGAGGCAGUCCUUGAGAUAUUGUGGUCUUCAGCCGUUUACGACUAUAGGUCAGAACCAGCACUUUGAAUUGGGCCCAGAAACUAAUUGACAGCCACUGCAGUCGGGCCAAGGCUGGUGUUAUAUGCUCAAACUAUCUUGUCCUCGUGAACAACCUGGCUGCUGAAUUCUGCACCAAAACUGGGCCUAAACCGCAAUUGAAAUGGAUCUAGAAAAUUUGUUUCCUCCAAGAGUGCCUAGAUCUGGUCUGUGACCGCUCAUUCAAUAACCUUGCCCAAGAAGGGGAAGUUGGUAACUGAGCAGUAAUGACUUAGAUUACUUGAGUGGUUUUACCACUUCCUCCUUCAAGUCAUCAGGGACCACUCCCUCUCACAAGGAGGCAUUAAUCAUCUCCCUGGCCCAGCAAGCUGUCCUAUCCCUGCUAGUUUUUAUCAGCCAAGAGGGGCAAGGGUCCAGAACACAAGUGGUCACCCUGAUUGAUCCAAGCACCUUGCCCACAAUUCAUUGAACAUAACAGGAUUAGACAGUGCUCUGGACAUCACUUACUUGUGUUCUGAAAUUCCCAAAUCACCAUUCUUUUUUGUUCGGACUUCCACUGCUAGCAAGAAGCUACACAUUGUAGUCUUACGGCACCUUACAUGCAGCACAACUUAUGCAAGUGAUGAACCAGUCAUUAAAUUAUGAACAGACAAUGUAUGCAGAAAAUGUGAUUCAUUACAUAUAAAACAUAUUAACAAAUAUUAAAAUGUAUGCAAGGUAUGGUAACAAAUUUCAGAAAGAGAAAACAUAUAAUAUUUAUUGAGAAUUAAUUCCUAAUGGACUGAUUCAUUUUUGUCUUGCAGCUUUGCUGAAAGAGAAGGAUCCACACCCUAAAAUUUCAGGGCAAAAUUAUUUCACUUCAUAUUGGAAUUAAAAGUUUUUGUGAGAGUACUUGUAUUAAAAUGUGCAUUUUCAUGCAUUUAUUUUCACACAGUCUAAAUGGUUGUAAACAAGUAUGUUUUUUAAUGCAUUGUUUCUAACUGGUAUUUCUAUGGUUUUUAAACUUUUAAUGACUCACAAAGGGGAAAUAGAGAUUUGUAAAUAAAGCAUUUGGUGAUGAAUUUGGUAACUUACUGUAAAUAUAAGCAUUCAUGAUUAGUGAUAGACUCAUCAAUAUAUUUUUGAUAUUUCAUGUAUGGCUUUCAGAAAAGGCUUUAAUUGGAUGGAUAUAAAACGGAAAGUGUCCAGACAAUGAUGACCUUCAUCAUUUUUAGAUUUAAUAUUUUUAGAUUCGGGGCAGGAUUUUUGACCCCUUUAUGAACCAAACUGUCUUUUCAAAAUGGUCAGCUCUUAUAUGUCUGUGUAUAAAAUAUGAUAGAGAUGUUACUCUAUGAAAAUACAGCUGUAUAUAAGUCUCAUAUGCCAAUAUUUUGUUAAACUAUGAAGUUGUCAUGUCUGAUGUUCUGUCCUUGUAUUUCCCACUGCCUUGUUCAAUCACAGUGAGGAUGCCCUUGUUAAUAAAAAUGUAUAUACAGGU
Podarcis raffonei (Aeolian wall lizard) is the source of this 6261-nucleotide messenger RNA. It is a transcript of the gene CRY1, whose product is annotated as cryptochrome circadian regulator 1. Gene Ontology annotation, molecular function: FAD binding; DNA binding. Lineage: Eukaryota; Metazoa; Chordata; Lepidosauria; Squamata; Lacertidae. The transcript has 12 exons. Gene Ontology annotation, biological process: entrainment of circadian clock by photoperiod; circadian regulation of gene expression; negative regulation of DNA-templated transcription. Gene Ontology annotation, cellular component: cytoplasm; nucleus. The record is from RefSeq and is a predicted model, not a curated record. The coding region runs from base 664 to 2505 and encodes 613 amino acids.